This is a messenger RNA of Rhipicephalus microplus (southern cattle tick), 1269 nucleotides long. RefSeq lists its product as uncharacterized. The record is from RefSeq and is a predicted model, not a curated record. Lineage: Eukaryota; Metazoa; Arthropoda; Arachnida; Ixodida; Ixodidae.
AGCAAUCACCACAGCGUCCAAGAAGUAUGCAUGCGCGUUAGUUACGGCAGGUAGGGGCAGCUUGUAGCCAAGUCUACAGCGAAGAGUAGUUUGAGAUGCGCUCUGAAAUAACGCCUCAAGCACUGUCAUGGAAGAGGCCACUCUUUCAAGCAGUGUCGCAGCCGUGUACCAUGAACGGCAAGUUCGAUUUCGCAGGGCGGCUCGUCGCUUUGCCCUUGGUGGCUAGCCUUCUCAUUCGAGCCUCUCGGUUAUACGAGAAGGCCAAGAAUCAUUCGGUCUUUAUUUCCGUACCUAUGACAGCCGUCGAAACGACCGUUAGGAAGACCGUGUUGGUUUGCAGAGCUCUGCUCAUGCCGUUGCUGUCGCGGCAGCUACUGUACGUAGAAGCACUGGCGUCUCGCGUCUUUCAUGAAGUGCAGGAACGCUUGACCGAAGCCUUUUUCCAACCUGACGAGAUCAUCGCCUACGUCAUCCUGAUGGUCGCCCAACUGAUGCUCUGUACCAUAACAAAGAUGGCUGUACUUUGUAGGUGGGUCAUGACUGCAACAGAUCUUCUCAACCGUCUGAUGGAAAUUGUUGCAGCCAUUGUUCGUCUGUUAAAGGCUGGUGUUCACAGUGCCGUGGACGCAGCCGACCACCAUUUCGACACGGAGCCUGAAGGCGAUAUGAACCAGUCUCCGACAGCGUUAGUCUCGGCUGCUUCUGCCCAAGAAUUUGAACUUCAAGGCGUGGACGACUACGCCAUCAUCGAUGAACGCGAAAUCAACGAAGCGCUAAAUGCCAACAACUAAUAGCGUCUUCCUUGAAAUCUGCAUGCGAAGCUUACGAAGAAAGGCGAAUAGUUAUACCGAAUUUCACAGCUCCAUUGAAUUGGAAUGCUCGAUUUCAGAGCGUUACACAAAGGUUGCAAAUGAAAAUGUUAAGUGCGAUUACUGCAUGUAAUAGAGCAGGUAGGAGAGCACUGAACAAGGGACACCAAUUGUGUUCUUUCUCUAUCAGUGGCACGGCAAAGUUCCAUUCCGCUAGAAGAUUCGUGUAAUUGUUUGCACCAGCGUGUGCGCAAGCAGCUCUUGCCUUAAGCUGACUUUCGUGUUUAUUUGGUAUGACAAAUGGAGACUUUACUGAUUGCUUCUGAGAAUCCACCUGUGGACAUACAGUUUCGUGUAAGGAUUUGUGUUGCAUGCACGUUGCGCUGCCAACGCGUACAAGCAGCCUCAGCAAAUAAAUCUUAUUUUCCGGCCUCAAUAAAGAUACAGUGAAAAUACUAAA